AUGGCCUACAGCUGCUGCUCUGGAAACUUCUCCUCCCGCUCCUUUAGGCGCUGCCUGCCCUCUUCAGGUUCCUCUUGCAGCUCUUCCUACCCCAGCAACCUGGUCUACACCACUACCAGUUGCUCUCCCAGCCCCUGCCAGGUGGAAUCCUCUCUGAACACCGGCUGUCAGGAGACCUGCAUUGAGCCCACCAACUGCCAGAGGUCCUACGUGGUGUCCAGACCCUGCCAGGUGGAUUCCUCUGCGAACACUGGCUGUCAGGAGACCUGCAUUGAGCCCACCAGCUGCCAGAGGUCCUGUGUGGUGUCCAGGCCCUGCCAGACAGCCUGCUACUACCCGAGGAGCUCCACACCUUGCAGUCCCUGCCAGGGAACAUAUGCUGGAUCUCUGAGCUUCUAUUCAGGGGGCUGUGGAUCCAGGGGCUUCAGAUCUCUGAAUUGUGGAGUCUCUGAAUUCCCUUCCCUGAGUUAUGGGUCCAGAUUCUGCUACCCAUUGUACUUGCCUUCUGCUGCAUUUCAACCUUACUGUUAUACCUCAGCCUGUGGAUCUGGUUCUUUUGGAUGCAACUGUUAA
Messenger RNA from Chionomys nivalis (European snow vole), 573 nucleotides. Its product is annotated as keratin-associated protein 13-1-like. Bases 1 to 573 code for a protein of 190 amino acids. The transcript has a single exon. Lineage: Eukaryota; Metazoa; Chordata; Mammalia; Rodentia; Cricetidae. The record is from RefSeq and is a predicted model, not a curated record.